GACGGAUUAAGACCACUUCUUCAUAGCCCGUGACAAAUAGUAGUACUAUAACCCAUAAGCUAUAUUUGGUGUCAAGAUACGUUUGUUCUUUUUAUCAACAUUACAGCCGCGUGGACAAGCACUUCAGAAAUGACGCAGUAUCUAAGAAAAGGAUUCCAGAUUAUUCCAAGUACAAUCCUUUAUCAACAGAAGCGUUUUCGAAGCAAAAUUAACAUAACAAAACCUAGAAAACCACAUUAUCUAAGAGGAUUGGUAAACGUCUUUUUAUUGCCUUUUUAUGAACAUAGAUACAAAGAUAGAAGUUUGGAGGAAAUGUGUCAACGAAAGAAAGUGACCGAAAAAAUAGAAAACUAUAAUCCCUACCAAAGAAUAAUAGCACGUGAGGUCCGGAACUGGUUUGAUGAGUCCAAAAUGAUUGCCAUUUGUCACCAAAAUUCUAUAAUAAUGGAUGAUAUGUUUGAAUUUAAAGUUUUGUUGAAGAAAGCAAACAUGUACUUAAAACGAUAUAGCAGUAAGAUCAUGAAAUUGGCACUGGAAGAUUCGCCUUACGCGGCGUCACUACCGCUGUACUCGUCAUCGUUUACUCUUGUGUUCAGUCCUGACAUGAAUGUGGCUGCCUUCGAGAAAAUUUCCAAAAAGUGUCCAAGCGUUGUUUUAUUAGCGGGUAUACUGGAAGGACGUUUAUUGAACAAGGAGAACUUUUUGAGAUACGGAAAAUCGGAUCUUACGACAUCACGAAUGCACCUUGUUCAGGUGCUACAGAAUGCAGGCGGUAACAACUUAAAUCAGCAGCUCACGCAACACCAAUCCACAUUGGUCGCUCGAUUAAAGCAGAUCAGCAUAAACGAAGCAGCUCCCGACAAGAACGAAAAAUCGGUGCCUGUAUAAUUGAACACUUUGUAUCGAUAAUUUAUUGUAACGCUCUAGAUUUAUUUAAAGCUUUAAGUAAAGUACGAUUUAUUUCUUUCUCUCGUAUUUACGAUAAGAAUAAGACGUAUCGGUACAAAGUCA
This is a messenger RNA of Harpegnathos saltator (Jerdon's jumping ant), 1011 nucleotides long. RefSeq names its product mitochondrial ribosomal protein L10. The coding region runs from base 130 to 888 and encodes 252 amino acids. NCBI's taxonomy places the organism in Eukaryota, Metazoa, Arthropoda, Insecta, Hymenoptera, Formicidae. The transcript is spliced from 3 exons. The record is from RefSeq and is a predicted model, not a curated record.